Tyto alba (common barn owl) is the source of this 1818-nucleotide messenger RNA. Its product is annotated as keratin, type II cytoskeletal 7-like. Gene Ontology annotation, cellular component: keratin filament. Lineage: Eukaryota; Metazoa; Chordata; Aves; Strigiformes; Tytonidae. Gene Ontology annotation, biological process: intermediate filament organization; keratinization. Gene Ontology annotation, molecular function: structural constituent of skin epidermis. The record is from RefSeq and is a predicted model, not a curated record.
AUGAUGAGCAAGAUUUCAGGUGUGAGUGGAGGACACCAAGCUGGUGAAGAAGAUGACAGCAGGACAAACCCCAAGAAAAGCCCAAAUUAUUCAUCUGCAUCAACAAAGUCCCACUUCUGGGCUGUGUAUAAAGGAGGUGCUCAGGGCUGUCAGAUCAGAGGGGCCUGUUUUCAGUUGCAUGCUCUGCUGUCCUCUAGCAUCCUCUCCUCCAUCACAACUGCCAGCAUGAGUCAACAGCUGUCAGCUGGAAGGUCUUUUCAUGGAAGAAAGAUCUUCUUAUCAUCUUCUGCUGCGAGUGGCAUGAGCUGCUACCGAAGCAGCACUUUCCCCUCUGCUGUGCUAUUUGGAAGAGGUUAUGGAGCCUGGAGCCACGGCAGCCAAAGCCUCCGAAACACAGAUGGAUGUAAAUGGAUUUCUUCUGGCCAAAGACUCGAACAGGGGGUCUGUGGAGACUGGGGGUGCAGGGGCAUCCAUACCAACACUGAAGGUGGGAGUCACGGGUUAGGUUUCCAGAGCAGGAGCUGCAAAAGCGAAGGUAUUUGUGUGGUGCAUGUCAACAAGAGCCUGCUCCAACCUCUUGAUGUGAGGAUCAACCCCGAAAUCCAGCACAUCCAAAAGCAGGAGGGAGAGCAGAUGAAGAGCCUCAAUAACCUGUUUGCCUCUUUGACUGACAAGGUACAGCAGCUGAAGCAGCAGAACAGGGUGUUGGCCACCAAAUGGGACCUACUCCAAAAGGAGGUCCAGCCAUCCCAGAAGAAGAUCAAGCAUGUCUUCAACAACUUCAUCUGCAGCCUGCAGAAGCAGCUUGACUCACUGCUGCAUGAGAGGGGGCAGAUGGAGACCGAGCUGAAUGACAUGGGGAAGCUCGUUGAAGAGUUCAGAUGCAAGUACCAGCAGGAAGUGAACAGACACACAGCUGCCGAGAAUGAGCUUGUGACACUGAAGAAGGAUGCAGACUGUGUCUAUCUGGCCAAGGGAGAGAUGGAAGCAAAGAUAGAAACCCUAAAGCAGAAGCUAGAGUUCCUGAAAUGUGUUUCUGCUCAGGAAGUCACUGAGCUGGAAAGAAGCCCCCGGGACACCUCUGUCAUUGUGAAAAUGGACAACAGCCAACGUCUGGACAUGGAGGGCAUCCUCAGGACCGUUGAGUGCUGGUAUGAGGACACAGAUCAGAAGAGGAGAGCAAAGUUGGAUGCAUUGUACAGAACCAAGUUCCAAAAGCUUGAGGAGGCAAGGAGGAGAGAUAGCAAUGGUCUGGAGUCCUACCAGCAACAGAUUGAAGAACUGAGUUUUGUAAUCCAGAGGAGGUGGUGUGACCUUGAAAACGUGAAGAAGCAGGUGUCCUCUCUGCAAACAUCAGUUUGUGAUACUGAGCAGCGUGGGGACUGUGCCCUCAAAGAUGCCCGGGAGAAGGGCGCUGAGCUGCAGAAUGCCCUCCAGAAGGCCAAGGAUGAGCUGGCUUGCAUUCUGCGGGAUUACCAGGAGCUGCUGAAUGUCAAGCUGGCCCUGGAUAUUGAGAUCGCAACGUGUAAGACUCUACUGGAGGGUGAAGAGAGCAGGAUACGCCUUGGGAGGCCUGUCAGAGUGUUAAUCACCACCCCUUGCAACACCAUCUCUGGCUGCAAAGCUGACCUGGGUUGUGGAUCUGGUAGGCAGUCCAGAAGAUUCGAGUCCGCCUGUAGCAUUGGUAGAACAUCCCUACCCGAAGAUGCUGGUGCCUGCCACGGAGGAUUCACCCCCAGAAGCAUUGCCAGCUCUAGACUGCCAGAAGAUGAACCAAAAAGGUCUCUGACAUCCAGCUUGGUAGAAGCUUCAAUAUAG